Colletotrichum costaricense is the source of this 861-nucleotide messenger RNA. RefSeq lists its product as uncharacterized. The record is from RefSeq and is a predicted model, not a curated record. Bases 1 to 861 code for a protein of 286 amino acids. NCBI's taxonomy places the organism in Eukaryota, Fungi, Ascomycota, Sordariomycetes, Glomerellales, Glomerellaceae. The transcript is spliced from 4 exons.
AUGGAUCGUACAGACCACCCUCACUCGAAUUCCCGGUUGAGAGUUGACUAUGGGUCCAAGGCUGGCCUGGCGGCUUUUUACACGAGCAGAAACGACCUCAUUUUCGCAGAUAUAUGCAGCGUGAAUUCUGCAAUGGGGAAGAGAGUUUGGGAUACGAAUACUGCAAUUUCUCUGCUUGAUGCCUGGAUGCUGCAUCCCAACACAAGAGGAACAAAAUUUGGUCUUUGGAAUGCAGUGGCAGCUCAGCGCCGGCUGAAGAAGAAACCCCAGGACUUUGGACCUUUAAAGAUCCCGAAAUAUCGCACCUCAUCCAACACCACAGCCCUCGAGGGAUCUACCGUAAGCAAUUCGUCCACCGUCUUUUGCGCAGUCAUCCUCGACGGCGUAGAUACCACGAACAUCUGCUCAGACAGUGCUGUUUUCCAAAUAUUUCUUUCCCUUGGGCCACCUGGUGCUCUGCCAUCUUCGUAUGCGAUGCCAAGGCUCAAGUGCCUAGCUGCUGCCGCCGCCAAUAACGCUAGCUUGCGCGUAGCCGACAUCUCGAAUCCCAUUUCGCUUAGGCACCUCGACCCCUCGAGCUCUCUUCAACGGCGUCUACGGCUCCAUCCUCAUCUGGCCGUCUUGCCGUUGUCCUGCACUUGGGACCUACAUUGGCUGGCAGCUGCAUGGAAUCUAAUCUUCUAUAUGCAUCUUGUAGCUGUGGAAUCAAUCAAACCAAAGACACGCUUAAAUGCUCCUCUUUUCUCUGCCUUUCCUUCUCUAAUAAUGCAGCAUGAUCAAUCGGGCAGCGCGGCAAGCUGUUCCCAAUGGCCUACCCAUCCCUCUUGCCCCUGUCCUGGCGCCUUGUCGUGGACAAGAUGA